Molecule: messenger RNA, 546 nt
Organism: Camelina sativa (false flax)
Lineage: Eukaryota; Viridiplantae; Streptophyta; Magnoliopsida; Brassicales; Brassicaceae
Product: PLAT domain-containing protein 3-like
Molecular function (GO): protein binding
Source: RefSeq, a predicted model, not a curated record
CAAAAAGAGACGAUGUCACGGAGCAGCUCUACCGUCCUCCUCAGUCUCCUCCUCCUCACCGCCAUCGCAAUCGCUCUCGCCUUGGACAAUGAUGAAGACAAGUGCGUGUUCACGGUUUACAUACGAACCGGUACGGCAUGGAAAGCCGGUACAGACUCGGUCAUGAGCCUCCGUGUUUACGACAGUUACGGUCAAAACGCGGUUAUCUCCGAUUUGGUGUCAUGGGGAGGUUUAAUGGGUCCAUUUCACGACUAUUUCGAGAGGGGCAACCUCGACAUUUUCAGCGGUUUAGGUUCUUGUCUCUCAGGUCCGGUUUGUGCGAUGAACCUGACAUCCGAUGGCUCUGGUGAUCAUCACGGUUGGUAUUGCAAUUACGUGGAAGUUACGAUGAGUGAGAGCCGUCGGAAGAAAAGUUGUUCUCAGGAGAAGUUUAAAGUGGAACAAUGGCUGGCUCGUGAUGCUUCUCCGUAUGAGCUGUCGGCUCUUAGAAAUCAUUGUUCGGACUUUGUCAAGAAUCAGCGAGUCGUUAUUCCCACGUUGAUGUAA